This is a messenger RNA of Melospiza georgiana, 1539 nucleotides long. It is a transcript of the gene TRABD2A, whose product is annotated as TraB domain containing 2A. Gene Ontology annotation, biological process: negative regulation of Wnt signaling pathway. The transcript has 7 exons. The record is from RefSeq and is a predicted model, not a curated record. Lineage: Eukaryota; Metazoa; Chordata; Aves; Passeriformes; Passerellidae. Gene Ontology annotation, cellular component: membrane. Bases 1 to 1539 code for a protein of 512 amino acids. Gene Ontology annotation, molecular function: metalloendopeptidase activity.
AUGGUGCGCCCCGGCGGGCUGUGCCGCCCGCUGCUGCUGCUGCUGCUGCGGCUGCUGCUGCUGCAGGGCUCCCUCCUCCUGCUGGCCACAGCCCCGCACGGCCGCGCCGCCGCCUGCCCGCUCCGCAGAAAGCAAAAUGAGCUGAACUCCUUCCUGUGGACAAUCAAGAGAGAUCCCCCAUCUUAUUUCUUUGGCACCAUCCAUGUCCCAUACACACGUGUCUGGGAUUUUAUCCCAGAGAACUCCAAGAAUGCCUUCCAGCAGAGCCACAUUGUGUACUUUGAGCUGGAUCUCACUGACCCCUACACCAUCUCAGCUCUCACCAGCUGCCAACUCCUGCCACAGGGGAAGAACCUCCAAGAUGUGCUGCCCCGAGACCUCUACCACCGGCUGAAGCGGCACCUGGAGUAUGUCAAGCUCAUGAUGCCGUCCUGGAUGACCCCAGACCAAAGGGGCAAAGGGCUCUAUGCAGACUACCUCUUCAAUGCCAUUGCUGGCAACUGGGAGCAGAAGAGACCAGUGUGGGUGAUGCUGAUGGUGAACUCCCUGACAGAGGUAGACAUCAAGUCACGAGGCGUGCCUGUCCUUGAUCUGUUCCUGGCCCAGGAAGCGGAGCGGCUGAGGAAGCAAACGGGCGCUGUGGAGAAAGUAGAAGAGCAGUGCCACCCACUCAAUGGGCUGAACUUCUCCCAGGUGGUCUUUGCUUUGAAUCAGACUCUCUUGCAGCAGGAGAGCCUCCGAGCAGGCAGUUUCCAGAUCCCCUAUACGACAGAAGACCUUAUCAAGCAUUACAACUGUGGGGACCUCAGCUCCAUCAUCUUCAACCAUGACACUUCUCAAGUCCCAAAUUUCAUUAAUGCUACACUUCCAGCCCAUGAACGCAUUACUGCCCAAGAAAUAGACAGCUACUUCCGGCAGGAGCUCAUCUACAAACGAAAUGAGCGAAUGGGCAGGAGGGUGAAGGACCUGCUGGAAGAGCACCCAGACAAGAGUUUCUUCUUUGCAUUUGGAGCUGGUCAUUUCAUGGGCAACAACACAGUGAUUGAUGUUUUGAGGAGAGAAGGGUAUGAAGUAGAACACACUCCAGCUGGACAAGCCAUCAACAACCAAAAAUCUCCCAAAACCUUGUUAGCCUUUUCAUCAUCACACAGUCCCUAUGUCAUGUCCCAUGAGCUCCCACUACACCCCCAGAAGGAGGAGGAAGAGGAGGAGGGAGAGUUCCUGCCUCACCUGCUCUUCCCUGACAGAAUUGAUGUGCUCAUGAAAGCAGACAGGAAGUACAAAAAGAAGAAGAAAAAGCAGGAGAAGAAGCAGAAACUGCGACAAUUUAACGACCUCUGGGUUCGCCUUGAAGAAAGUGCUACUGAUCCUCCUCCGCGGAUCCGCAUCAUCAAUGGCUACAUCACGGUCGAGCCCCAGCCCCGGGGCCGGGGGCGGCCCAGCCGCGCUCACGCAGACGCCAGCAGCGCUCACCAGAUUCCCCAUUCCCUCUGCCUUCCACUGCUGACUUUGACUUUGUGUAAGAUAAUGCUUCAUUGA